Messenger RNA from Trichoderma asperellum CBS 433.97, 1092 nucleotides. RefSeq lists its product as uncharacterized. The record is from RefSeq and is a predicted model, not a curated record. Lineage: Eukaryota; Fungi; Ascomycota; Sordariomycetes; Hypocreales; Hypocreaceae. Gene Ontology annotation, cellular component: cytoplasm. Gene Ontology annotation, molecular function: cysteine synthase activity; L-cysteine desulfhydrase activity.
UUUUUUUAUAAUUCUCAUUCCACAAAGCUUCCUCAACAUUUCACAAUAUGACUUUCGCUCCUCCUAAACCUGUCAACAGCGUCCUGGACGCCAUUGGCAACACCCCAGUGGUGCGCCUCAACCAUGUUGUGCCAAAGGACGCCGCAGAGGUGUAUGUCAAGUUGGAAUUUUUCGGUCCAACAGGAAGCUACAAAGACCGCAUGGCUCUAUCGAUGGUAGAAGAGGCAGAACGACGUGGAGAUUUGAAACCGGGCAUGACAAUUGUUGAAGCCACCGGCGGCAGCACAGGAUCGUCGCUGGCUUUUGUCUGUGCCGCCAAGGGAUAUCGAUUCCUGGCUGUGUCUUCAAAUGCCUUUUCAGUUGAAAAGCUACGCACAAUGACCACGUUUGGAGCCGAACUCGAUAUUGUGCACAGCCCUACAGGAAAAGUCACUGGUGAUCUCAUUCCGUCAAUGGUGCGCCGUGCAGAGGAGCUGAGCAAAGCUGAAGGCCACUAUUACACCAACCAAUUCCGUAAUGCCGACGCUUUGGUUGGCUAUGGCAAGAUUGGAAAAGAACUCGUUGAACAACUCAGCGAUGGUAUUGAUGGAUUCUGUGGCGCUGUCGGCACUGCAGGCAUGUUCACUGGAGUAGCUAGCUCCCUGAGGUUGAAACAUCCCUCCGCGAAAACAGUAGUGCUGGAGCCUGCAGAAUCACCAAUGAUCACCAAGGGCGAAAAGGGAAGCCAUGGCGUUGAAGGUAUUGGCUCUGGACUUAUUCCGCCGCAUCUUGACAGUUCGUUGUACGAUGAGGCUCGUGCCAUUCCUGAGGCAGAAGCCCGUGCUAUGUGUCGCCGCCUUGCGAAAGAAGAAGGACUGCUGGUUGGAACUUCGUCUGGCUUAAAUAUUUUUGCUGCUAUACAACUGGCUAAGGAGCUGGGGCCUGGGAAGAAGGUAGUCACCGUUGCGGUCGAUACUGGCCUCAAGUAUCUCAACGGUUCACUCUUUGCGGAUGAGUAACAAUGAAAAUAUUGGAGCUCUUUAUUUAGAUGUUUAUAUUUGCAUAAACAAAACUAUAGCCUUAUUAUACAUAUCAUAUAUAAGGGGUUACUCG